AUGACAGUCUCUUGUAGAAAGAAAGUGAGAUCUCGAAAGAGUGUUUUCAAUCUUUGGAUUCCAACUAAAGCCGCUACCUACAACAAAUGCGGUCCUUUUGCAUCUGAUUCCCCCAUUUCCGACGCCAGUCCUACUUCUGAACCUAUCAUCACCACUGAUCCGGGCAAAGACCGACUCAAGAUCCGACUGACACGGAGUGGCUCCAAGCUCCUGUUGUUACUGGGUCUGGGGAGCUCUGCAAACAGUAAUAAGACGAGUGUGGAAUCUGUCUCAUGCGAAGACCCACAAAGUGCAGAGCCGCGAAGUCCACCCCUUAAUACAACGGAACACAAUCAUAUUCAUACCACUAGUGACAAUUCACCAGAAUGCGAAUCACCCACCACUAACUUUGAGCCUGAGGCUCGCAGGCCGCUCCCCUCGACGGGACUUCAAUCACCUGCUGAACUUGAAGAGUCCGUACAGCAUAAUGGUGAAGGUGACGAUGGUGGAUUCAUAACAGCCACCGGGCAUCAAAGAACCCCUAGUGCCAGGUUUGUCAAUCGACUCUCCCGAAGACUCUCCAUGACAUUUGGCAAACCCACAGUGAUUCGCCGUACUCACUUUCGCUCGAGGCCGGUUAUUCCUUUCCUCGAGUCUCCGAUAUCUCCUGAACCAAAGAUUAAACAAGAAGAUGGGGCAAAUGACAGCUCCGGUCCUUCAACAGCACCCAGCAGCAAUAGUUCCCCACUUGGACACUCUACUCCUCUCACUCCGGCUACAUCUGCGGAGCCGUCACCUUCAAAAGAGAAGUACAAAGAUUCUGUAACAAAUUUACAGUCUCUGCCAGACUGUGCACCCGAUGUGGCUGUUUCUCAGACCACAAAGGGAAGCAAGUUCCCAAUUAUUGCGCCAUCCAUUGUGACUGUGGAGGCAGCCACCGUGGCCAAGGUAUUCCUGGAACUUUAUUUCAACUCGAUAUUCCAGAACAGCGAUCCACGCUCACAGCGACAGCAGGAGCUUGAGCAGCGUAUGUAUUCAAUUCAGCUUGCACCCGAUGAGCAAUUUGCGGCGAGAUGCAAUUGGUUGCUGCAGGAGAACGAACAUCUUCGGCAAUGUCGGACUCUCAAGGCUAUGCGGUCCAUUGGGGGUGAUAAUUCAAUCUCAGUGGCGGGCUAUGAAGCCAUCAAGGUUCUUGGAAAGGGGAGUUUUGGUGUAGUUCGGUUGGUACGUGAGAAAGGGAGUAAAAAGCCCACUCGCGAGGAAGAUUUCUCAAUUGGGGAGGAAGUUCCCAUCGCCCGAGGCCAUCCCCUCGACAUGCUAAAGUCUGCUGUCGAUGGAAAAAAAAACAAUCGCCGAAGAUCUAUGAUUGGCGAAAAUAAGGACGUUUAUGCGAUGAAAGUGAUCAAGAAAUCUGACAUGAUCCGGAAUUCUCAAGAAGGCCACAUCCGAGCUGAGAGAGAUUUCCUGGUUGCAUCUGAAAAGUCUCGCUGGGUGGUCCCACUGAUCGCGAGCUUUCAAGAUGGAAACCACUUGUAUCUCGUCAUGGACUACAUGGUUGGUGGAGACUUUUUAGGGUUGUUGAUUCGGAAAGACAUACUCCGCGAAGACUGGACAAAAUUUUAUAUUGCGGAAAUGAUCUUGUGCAUUGAGGAAGCCCAUCGACUGUGCUGGAUUCAUCGUGAUGUCAAGCCCGACAAUUUCCUCGUUUCUGCUUCAGGUCAUUUGAAGAUCUCUGAUUUCGGCUUAGCUUUCAAUGGACAUUGGUCGCAUGAUCAGUCCUACUACUACAGUCAUCGCUAUUCUUUACUUGAGAAACUUGGCAUCACAGUCACUGGUGAUGCUGAAGACCAAAAGGAUACGGCGGAAGCGCGAAAGAAUCCAUCAAAGGCCGCUUGCGACCCACAGAGUCUGAUUGAUUAUUAUAAUUAUCAUGCACCCACCACAAAUCUACUGGCCUGGCGCAACAGCAAAGAGAGGCGGCGAUUUGCCAAAAGCGUGGUUGGGACUAGUCAGUAUAUGGCUCCUGAGGUCAUUCGAGGUGAGAUGUAUGAUGGACGUUGUGACUGGUGGAGCCUCGGAAUUAUCUUAUACGAGUGCCUGUAUGGCUUUACUCCUUUUGCCUGUGAAAACCGCCAUGAUACAAAGCUCAAGAUCUUACAUCACGCACGAAGUCUGCAAUUCCCAAGGGAAAAGCAAACCGACAAGCUGGUGUCUCAGGAAGCUGUCAAUCUCAUCAGCCGAAUCCUGCAAGAACGCCAUUACAGAUUAUGUUCUCAAGAGUAUCAAGCCAACGACGUGCUAUCAGGCCGCCCUGUCACUGCCCAAUUUCUUUAUUCCAUGGAUCCCCGAUACAAAGCUAUCACGAGCUACUUUGUGUAUCCAAAUGACGCUGCCGAUAUCAAAGCCCAUCCUUUCUUCAGAGGUAUUCGUUGGAAUGAGCUCCACAUGACCCAGCCACCACUUAUACCCAGAGUUCGAAACUGGGAGGAUACCAGGUACUUUGAUGAUUGGAAGGGAAUUGCUAAAAUUGACGAAGCAUCUCCCAAAAGCGACUCAGAAGGGGACGACACUGAUCGUGAGGAAAAGCUAGAUUCUGCUGCCCCAGAACAUCCCCAAUCCCAGCCGGGUCCUGCUCUUGAGCCUCCAACGACAGGCACCGCCCCUGCAAUGGCAGCUGAAGCCAGUGCUAAAAAGGCACAAGAAGCUGAGAGGCGAAGGGAGAGAAAGAGGCCUCGUGACAAGAUCCUGAGAGACAAGAAGAUUGGCAAAGCUGCUUUGGAGAUACGCAAGAAGGGUGCUUUCUUAGGUUAUACAUACCGUCGGCCGAGGGGCCCAGCUAUGGCUCUGCAGACUGAACGUGGAUGCCAACCUUUCAGUAGGGGUGAUUUGGCAGAGUUUUACGCUCUGUAA
This is a messenger RNA of Penicillium longicatenatum, 2889 nucleotides long. RefSeq names its product serine/threonine-protein kinase. Gene Ontology annotation, biological process: intracellular signal transduction; peptidyl-serine phosphorylation. Gene Ontology annotation, molecular function: ATP binding; protein serine/threonine kinase activity. The record is from RefSeq and is a predicted model, not a curated record. The transcript is spliced from 4 exons. NCBI's taxonomy places the organism in Eukaryota, Fungi, Ascomycota, Eurotiomycetes, Eurotiales, Aspergillaceae. The coding region runs from base 1 to 2889 and encodes 962 amino acids.